Molecule: messenger RNA, 1644 nt
Organism: Arabidopsis thaliana (thale cress)
Lineage: Eukaryota; Viridiplantae; Streptophyta; Magnoliopsida; Brassicales; Brassicaceae
Product: D111/G-patch domain-containing protein
Exons: 1
Coding region: 44-1171 (375 amino acids)
Biological process (GO): mRNA splicing, via spliceosome
Cellular component (GO): nucleus
Molecular function (GO): nucleic acid binding
Source: RefSeq, marked reviewed
UAGCGACUCUCGCCGGAUAAUUUCCUAGGUAACAAUCAUCACCAUGAAGCUCUCUUUCUCUCUCCCUCCCAAAUCGAAAUCCAGAGUUAGUCUGAAUUCCGACAGGAAAGACUGCAUCGGUGCAGGAAAUCUCAAGCAGUUCGUCACCGAAUUCGAUCCUUCCGAAACCCUAACCGACUCCAAACCGAAAUACGUUAUACCUCCCAUUGAGGAUCGUCGGAGGUCCUACAGGAGCAUUGAUCUACCGCUUCCAUCAGCUUCAGGUCUCCAAUUCGAGGCCGAGAUCCCCUCUGGCGAUGGCUCAGAUAACAACAUUACGUACGGUCUGAAUCUGCGACAGAAAGUCGAGAACGUUGAGAAGCCAGAGCCUGUGGAGAAGAUGUUACUGAAAAGCAUGAGGACAGAUUUGGAGUCACUCCCUGAUGCUCCGGAAAAAGAGGAUUUCGAGAGCUUUCCUGUGGAUGGCUUUGGAGAGGCGUUACUGGCUGGGUAUGGGUGGAAACCAGGCCAGGGGAUUGGUCUUAAAGCUAAAGAGGAUGUUAAGAUUGUUGAAUACGAGAAGUGGUCUGGUAAUGAAGGAUUUGGCUUUGGUAAAUCGGACAAAGCCAUGAAGAUGAUAGAUAAUAAACUUGUUGGUUCUGGAAGCCAUGAGGAAGUGAAAGUUGGUAUCAACAAGAUUGAAAAUAUGGAGAAAGAUAGAGUUGUGAGAAAACGUAAUAGAGAAACAGAGGGAGAGAGUCGCACUGAAGUUAAAGCCUGUAAGCAGAACUAUAGAGGUCAAACUAGAGAGACGAGAGAGAAGACCUCAUGGCUUAGGAGUCAUAUAAAGGUGAGAAUAAUAAGCAAGGAUGUUAAAGGUGGGAGAUUGUAUCUUAAGAAAGCAGUGGUGACUGAUGUGGUUGGGCCAACAAGUUGUGAUAUUGCUAUGGAUGAGACGCAGGAGUUGGUUCAAGGGAUUGAUCAGGAGUUGCUUGAGACUGCAUUGCCCAGGCGAGGAGGGUCUGUGUUGGUUCUGUCUGGUAGACAUAAGGGUGUGUAUGGGAGACUAGUUGAGAAAGAUUUGGAUAAGGAAACUGGUGUGGUUUGCGAUGCAGAUAGCCAGGAGAUGCUUCAUGUUAAACUUGACCAAGUCGCCGAGUACAUUGGUGAUCCUGCUGAUAUUGGGUACUGACUGAGCCAUAUUUAACUGCAAAAUCAGGUGUCAAGACUACAUAUUGUUAGCAUUUAAAUGGCUGCGUAGAGUAGACUUUUUAAUCUGCUAAGUUAUAAACGACCAGACUUUAAAGUCUUUAUUAUAUUUGAUCAACUAUAUAUUUAUCUUUGUUGUGGCAUAUAAGCACUUGGAAAUUCAUAUGGGAGAGAGAGCUAUGGAUAAGUUGUUAUUAUGCACAUGUGUGAUGCAGAGGUUUAUUAGCUGAGCGAGCAACAUUGCCCCUUAAUGAAUGGUACAACAACCUUUUUGUACAAAGGAGUUUGGAUGGUUGCUUAUGUUUUGGGGAUGACUCAGGAUAUAAGUUAAGAGAUAAGUGACUAGAGGAAACACAGAGACAUCCUUAACUAGUUCCGAACCAAUGUACAUUGUACUCAAAACUGACUAGGACGUUGAUGAUAUGAAUUUAGAAAUGGCUAUAGGCAAUCCGCAAG